This is a messenger RNA of Adineta ricciae, 1599 nucleotides long. The record is from the annotation of a GenBank genome assembly. Lineage: Eukaryota; Metazoa; Rotifera; Eurotatoria; Adinetida; Adinetidae.
AUGUCACUGCAAGAUCAAUCGGCCAGCAUGCCUCUGAUAUCAAAUGAUGAUGAAAUGCAGAUUAAUCCACUUGGGCAAAAUAAAGAUUAUCGAAGUAUUCAAAACUCGUCUUCGUCAUCACUCAAUUCGAAUUCGAAUCGAUUAAAAAAGUUUCUAAAUACUCUCGAUUACGUUCAUGCAGAACAACGUGGCAUCCAGCGUGUUCUACCUUCAGAACGUACUGAUUCAUCGGUCUUAAACACGUCUAUCAUUUGGAUCGGAAUGAAUAUUAUUAUUCCAUGUUUUGCUAUUGGUGCCGUUGGACCAGCUGUUUAUAAAUUGGAUCUCUAUGAAUCAUUCUUAACAAUUCUCAUUGCCAACAGUUGUGCAAUUCUCCCUACUGCAAUUAUUUCUUGUUUUGGACCACCGUCAGGUUUGCGUACGAUGGUUAUCAUCCGUUACAGCUGGGGUUACUAUGGCGCAUCGGUCAUAUCUAUUCUAUCGGUGAUCUCGGCUCUAGGAUGGUCAGCUGUGAAUGUUAUAACUGGUGCUCAAGUACUGCGUGUUGUUUUCGAUUAUGAAAUCCCGUUAACUGUUGGAAUUCUCCUUAUAGCCAUUAUUGUUAUAAUUGUUUCAUUUGCUGGUUAUGAGUGGAUUCAUAUUUAUGAAAAAUAUGCAUGGAUUCCAGUAUUUAUUGCAUAUUGUUUUGUCGCUAUCCUUAGUGUUAACGACAUUCAACAUUCACAAGAGGUGUACUUGAACAGAACAAGAACAAUGUACAAGAGAAACACAUGGAAUACCAAUGGUAUGUUAAGUUUCGGCGCGUCAUGUACCGCUGGCGCUAUGAGUUGGUCGGUCUUAGCGGCCGAUUAUAAUACAUACUUAUCAGAAGAUGCAAAUCAGAUGAAAAUUUUUCUUUUCACUUAUUUCGGAAACUUCUUUGGGAUAAUUCCUUUGGAAUUUCUCGGUACAGCUGUUUAUACAGGCACUUAUACCAAUGAACAAUGGGCUUAUGCAUACCAAGUUGAUAAUGCUGGCGGAUUAUUAGGUGCAACUCUCGCAUCUCUGGGUAUUUUUGCUAAAAUUCUCCUCAUUCUAUUUUCAUUCUCAGCAAUUGCAUGUACUAUUCCAAACAUUUACUCUUUCUCUUUGUCUGCUCAAGCUAUCUCACCAAUAUUUCAACGAAUUCCUCGAAUGUACUAUGUAAUAGUUGGCACUCUGAUGUAUACGACAUUAGCAAUUGUGGCCGCACAGAAUUUCAAUAAAGUAUUGGUAUCGUUCAUGGAUAUUGUAUCAGGCUUCGCUUCAAUUUAUAUCGUUGUGCUGCUAGAAGAACAUUUCAUUUUCCGACGUUAUUCGUAUAAGAACUAUGAUUUCAAUUCAUGGAACGAUCGAAAAGCUUUACCUAUUAGUUUCGCUGCAAUAUCUGCUGGUGUAGUAGGAGUGAUUGGAUUUGUCCUCGGUAUGUCGCAAGAUUGGUAUCAAGGUCCUAUUUCAAAGAUGUUCUCAAAUAAUGGAGCUGCACAAAGUCCAAAUUUAGGAUUUCUAUGUGCAUUGACUUUCACAGCUAUUACUUUUCCUCUAUUUCGAUGUAUUGAAUUACAUUAUAUAAAACGAUAA